AUGUUGGCUCUAAAAAAGCAGUUUGGGAUAAGAGUAAAAAGGUCAUGUAAAGCUCUUUAUGAGGUUGGCUACAAAUACAAGGCAUGCAAGUUUAGUGUGCGUGCAAUGAAGUUACUUGAAGGAGAAGAAUAUUGGCAAGUUCGGACGUUUCACAAAGUACACAUGUUUACUGUCGAUGGUUUGCAAGGGCGAUUUGCAACUAAGAGUGAGAAGAUAAUUGGUGAACUUAUGUCACACAAGCUUCAGGCUAAUGGAGUAGCAUUGAGACCUAAAGACAUAAUUAGUGAGAUGAGGGUUCAAUGGGGAUUGGAAUGCUUGUAUGGUAAGGCCUGGGAAGCGAAAGAGUAUACGGAGAGGCUUGUUUUUGAUCCCCCCGAGGAGUCAUUUCAGCUACUACCCUCGUAUUUUUAUAUGUUGGAACAAGAAAAUCUCAGCAUAGUCACUGUAGUGGCUACUGAUGAGGCAGAAAGAUUCAAAUAUUGUUUCUGGGCAUACGGGCUUGUAUUUUGGAGUUUAUGGAUGUUCAAGGGUGUUCUGUUUUUCGCUGAAUGCAAAGAUGCGAAUGAGUGCAUAUAUCUAGUUGUGUUUGGCAUCGGCCAUAUUGAGGACGAAGACUCGUGGACGUGGUUUCUUAGCAAGCUGCGUGAUGCGACAUAUGAACUAGCUCAAGCAUAUUCACGCAGAAGCCCAUGCUGA
Messenger RNA from Theobroma cacao (cacao), 696 nucleotides. The record is from RefSeq and is a predicted model, not a curated record. NCBI's taxonomy places the organism in Eukaryota, Viridiplantae, Streptophyta, Magnoliopsida, Malvales, Malvaceae.